AUGGGUGAACUUCUGCCAUCUCCUGAGCAGUAUAGAAGUCUGGUGGGUAAACCUAACUUUCUUACCCAUACCAUGCCUGAUUUAUCAUUUGUAGUGCAGCAUCUGAGUCAGUUUCUUCAGAGCCCAUUUUUUUCCCAUAUGCAUGUUGCUUUACACAUUCUCAGGUACCUUAAGGGGUCCUCUGAUGUUGGAGUGUUCAUCAGUAGCUCUCCUAAUCUCUCCUUAUCUGCAUAUUGUGACAUUGACUGGGCUGCAUGCCCAGACACCAGGAGGUCAGUCACUGGUUUCUGCAUUUUAUUAGGUGAUUCAUUUGUUGGCUGGAAGGCAAAAAAACAACAUAUUGUGUCUCUUUCUUUAGCUGAGGCUGAAUACAGAGCCAUCAGUAAAGUUGUAGCUGAGUUGGUUUGGGUUGUGCGACUACUAUUUGAUUUUGGAAAUGUUGUUCCUGUUGUUGUUCCUGUUUUCUGUGAUAACCAAGCAGUAAUACAUAUUGCUAAAAAUCCUGUUUUCCAUGAGCGAACCAAACACAUUGAGGUCGACUGCCAUUUCAUUAGAACCAAGCUUGGUGAAGGUUUGAUUGCUUUGCAUCAUGUUCUCACUUCCUCUCAGCUAGCUUAUGUCUUUACCAAGCCUCUUACACGUCUGGCCCAUCAUUCUCUCUUGCUCAAGUUGGGUGUGCAGUCACCCUCCAACUUGCGGGGGUGUUGGAGUUGA
Messenger RNA from Nicotiana tabacum (common tobacco), 714 nucleotides. The record is from RefSeq and is a predicted model, not a curated record. Lineage: Eukaryota; Viridiplantae; Streptophyta; Magnoliopsida; Solanales; Solanaceae.